AAGGUGCAGUGUAGCUGCAGUUACCUGCUCAGCUGGAUAAGCCUUUAAUCAUGGAAAGAAGGCUCCUAAAGAAGGAAAUGAAAAAGCUCCUGGGAGAUUAUAUUGGCAUCAGACUUCGGGAAAAUGAAUUUGACCCAAAAGGAAGAAGGCAACUCACCUUUCUAGAUGAUAUGGCACACUAUGACUUGGCUAUCAACGUCGCUUUGCAAUGGCUGGAUCACUCAGAAGACUUAACUUGGCUGGAGUGGGAGAAAGUGAAAAUGUCAUUUCGGGGUAGACCCAUAUAUCCAAACCACAAAGAACGAGAAGCAAUGAUUUUAUCAUCUUAUGCUGGAAUCUUAAUGAACAGUAUUCCAAUUGAGGAAGUCUUUAACAUUUAUGGGGCUGGCUCUUCUUCCAGUUCUGGUGCUGCCAAGGUUCCCCGAGCUCCACCCUUCCGCCUCUCGUUGCACCCUUUGGCCAUGUUAACAGCUCCCAAAGCCGCAGAAUAUGCCCGCAAGCAGAGUGUCAAGCUAAGAAGGGCAGCAAUGAGCAAAAAUGCCACCAGCAGUUCUACAAGGAAAGCAAAUGCCAUGGAAUGGAAAUCAUCAAAAAAUUUAUCUUUGGACACACAGUCAAAGAACAAAGUCACUUAGAAACUUGGAAUUGCACCAGGGGAGUUCAUAAUAAAGUCUCUGGAAGAAGGGAACCAUCAUCUUAAAAUUGCAACUCUUGCCAGCAUAUUUUUCUUUGCAAUUAGCUUUUGAUGCGAAGUGCAUUGAAGCGUUAUUUUGGAUGUUGAGCUUUCUUCUCUUAGAAUCAUGUUGUUUGGCCAUAUUGUGGUUAAUAGCAAGUAUGUAUCUUAUGCUACUUCAUUGUGACUGGAAGAUGGUUGGCUGGAGAAUUUUGAGAAUAUAUACUAUUUCUGUGUUAGAGUAGGCUGACUUUGCAGCACAUUUUACAAAUGUUUAGCACUGAACAUUGCAGAAUAGUGGAGUAGG
Dama dama (fallow deer) is the source of this 980-nucleotide messenger RNA. RefSeq names its product chromosome 8 C2orf80 homolog (gene C8H2orf80). Lineage: Eukaryota; Metazoa; Chordata; Mammalia; Artiodactyla; Cervidae. The record is from RefSeq and is a predicted model, not a curated record. The transcript has 8 exons. The coding region runs from base 51 to 635 and encodes 194 amino acids.